AUGGCUCAACAGGGUCGGCCGAGCGGUGAGAAAGGGAAAAGCUCAGCCACGAACAGGGAAAGUGCGCCGUGCAACCAGUCAAGGCCUAUCACGCCAGUUGAGCUCUCUCCCAGCCUGGGGCAGUCGCUGCCUAUGUUGCGGCUCCCCAUUGACGAGUUUCGAGACAGGAUUUUGCAGCACAUACGCGAAAACCGGGUCACCCAUAUCCAGGGAGAGACCGGCUGCGGAAAAUCCACGCGCCUGCCACAGUUCAUUCUGGAGGAUGCCAAGGAAAGAGGAGAGGAGAUUCGCAUGGUGGUUACACAGCCAAGGCGGAUGGCCGCUGUGACGCUAGCCAAGCGCGUCGCCUCUGUUCUGGGCGAGGAGAUUGGCCAGGGGACCGUUGGCUACAGAAUCAGCGGCGACACGAUCAAUGGCAAGCUGUGCUUCGUCACUGUGGGAUACCUUCUGCAGCGCUUGGUCAACAACCCAGAGGACUACCAACGCUACACCCACGUGGUGCUAGACGAGGUGCACGAGCGGGGUGUGGACGCUGACCUCCUUUCCUUGGUCAUCAAGUUGUUAAUGCAUUGCUGCCCCACGGUGAAACUCGUCGUGAUGUCAGCAACCCUUCAAGCUACGCUUUUUGCCGACUAUUUUGCGUCGCUGCACCCUGGAAGAAGGCCUCCGGAGGUUCUAGCAGUUGGUGCUCGGUGUCAUCCAGUCGAGCAGCUCUUCCUGGAUGACUUGCAGCAGCAUUUCGACUUCAGCGACUCCAAAGACCGACGGAGUUUGGAGAAUGCCUUGCAGGCUUUUGCGGGGCUGUCAAAGGGUCGAGGUAAAGGCAAGGGCAAAAAGGAUGGUCGCGGAGGUGAUGAAGCCAGCUUCAAGCGAGUGGAGCCACAGAUCUCAGAAGGAUUGCUGGAGGUCACUUGCUCUCUUGUACAACAGCUGGCAAGACCUGGAUGCACAAUCAUCGUGUUCCUGCCGGGCAUUGCGGAUAUCACGCAGCUGUUCGAGUCCUUGGCGCCUUUGGAUGACGUGCGCUCCUUCGGCCGACCGGGCGUGGUGCGACGAUCCGAUUGCCCUAGGCUUCGGGUCUUCGCCUUGCACUCGAUGGUGCCCCGCCAGGAGCAGGAGGAAGUGUUCAACGAAGUACCUAAGGACACUGGCCACGUUGUACUUGCCAGCAACAUUGCUGAGAGCUCCUUGACACUGCCAAGCGUAUGUGCAGUGGUGGACCUGGCGCUUAGACGAACCGUGCAGUACGACACGCGGCGGCUGAUGUGCUGCUUGGUGACCACCUGGUGCUCCCAAAGCUCAUGCAAGCAGCGGCGGGGUCGGGCAGGCCGGACGAUGCCGGGGCGCGCGCUUUGCCUUGUCCCGCGGCGUUUCUUUGAAUCCGAGCUGCCAGCCUUCGACCCGCCCGAGAUGCUGAAUGCUCCCCUCACAAAGCUCUAUUUACAGGCGAAGCAGCUCUGCUCGACUUUGGCAAAAGCUUCAGAUCGAGUUCGUCUUCCGCCUGACGUCAAAAUGGACAUCUCCUCUCCGAAGGCAUUGCUCAACGAGGUGGUGCAGCCCCCUUCUCUGAAUUUGCUGGAUGCAGCCAUCCAAGAGCUGUCUGCUGUAGGCUGCCUCACCAUGCCGGCAGAGGAGGCAGAGAUUACCCCGCUGGGUCAGAUUGCUGUAGCAUUGCCGUGCGACCUUCGCAUAUGUCGCCUGCUGUUUCUCGGCUGCUUGUUCGGAUGUCCAGCAGACGCCCUGGCGAUGGCUGCGGGUCUCACGGGCCCAGAUCCGUUCAGCACACCUUCGCUUCUGGUCCUCAAGGACCAGAAAGAAUACGUGCAGAAGUUGGAGCGAUCCUUCGCUUCACGACGAUGGUGCGAUCACGGGACGUUUUCAGAGCCCAUCAUGAUGCAUUCUCUUUUCAAAGAAUGGAUUCGUGCGGGCGCGCCAAGAGGUGCGAAGCAACUCGGGUCGUUUGUUCGUGAUUGGUCCAUCAUUCCCAAGAAGUUUGAAUCACUCACUGCAGAUGCAACAGAACUGACAGUCCGCUUCCUCAAACUUUUGCGCGCCGGACGGGCUCGCAGCAACCUGGAGGAGCUGCUCGCUGCCAUGCACCACAAGGUGGACAAGGGAGAUGACCUGCUGCGAAUGACGGGUUGGGGCAACCCAGAGCGAAUAUUCAGCAGUGAGGUCGACAAGCUUCGCUGCUUGCUGGCUUUGGCCUUCAGUGACCAGAUGCUCUUGCACCUGAACCCUCGCUGGGCCCCAUCUUCUGGUGGCAAGAAGCGCUUGGAAGAGCAGGCUUGGGGGUCCCCGGCCUCGGCUCUGGCCUUGCCCGAGAGGACGACGAGGACAGUCCGGGAGGCGAAAGCACUGCCUCGUCCGAAGCUUGGAAUCCUCAGCUGGUGGCAUACUUCCACUGCGCAUCGCGUUCUCGUUUGGUUCAGCAUCCUGUGCCUUAGCCUUGCGGCGGCAGCGGGCCGCCUGCUGGAUGAGCGCGAGGUAGAUGGAAUUGGUUGGUUUCCUGUUGGCUUCGGUGCAGAUGCUUCCUGCGAGGAGGAGGAGGAGGAGGAGGAGAAGGAGGUCCCGGUGCUCGGUGACGGGUAUCAGAUCAAGUAUCCGAAGCGCUUUGUUAGCCAUGUUAGCCUAAGUGAUCCUCUGUUCCAAGGUGACCACCUUGGAGGCGCCGCCGCGCUCAUCCGGGACGGUGUGAUUGGGUCCAAUGCCACUACGAGCGCUGGCACCAGCGUGGUCCGGCGGACCAGUGCAGCCAACCGAGAUCCGGAUAUGAGCAACAGCCCCAAGCAGCGCGGCAUCUGCAGUGCUGCGCUCCAGUUGGGUGGUUCCCUCAUUGACAAGUGCUCAGCGGAUCUUGGCGGGACUAAGGUGGCAACGGAACACGUGGGGACGUCUCGGUCAAUGUACGAUUGCGCCCUGGUUCUAACUCGGAGGCUUGGUUGUUGUACUCUGGCUGCUGGCGCAGUGGACUCGACCGGAGUUGACAGGAUGAUCGUUGUGCUGCUGCGCCAAAUAGGGAGCAGAUACGAUCAGCUGGGCGAGGCCCAGUACCAGUUCGACCACGUUUUUCCAGAAGACACCUCUCAGGAGGAGGUCUUUAAUGUCGCUGUGGCACCCAUUUGCGAGGCGGUCAUAAGUGGCUACAACGGUGCAGUCAUUGCCUAUGGCCAAACUGGGUCAGGGAAGACCCACACGGUCGUUGGAACCUCAAAGUUCAGAGGGGUGGCCCCAAGAGCCAUACACUGCAUCUUCGAUGCAUUGGCGCAGAGAUCCCUUUGGUCUGUUGAUGUUUCAGUCCUCGAGAUAUACAACGAGCGUGUGCGAGAUCUCCUGAGUCCAGGAGCUGUGACUCAUGUUGACGUUCACGAAGUUCGUGGAGAUCACGAAGGUGCCAGCUUUCGCUGCCCAGACGCUGUGAGGCGGCAGGCUUCCUCACCUGAGGAGGCUUUAGCAGCCCUGGCCGAAGGCAUGAAGCGCAGGGAGACUGCGCGGACUGACAUGAACCACCACAGCAGCAGGUCGCAUCUGAUCUUUACGCUGACCGCCACGCAGCGGGACCCCGAGAUCGGGGCAACGCUUCGCGGCAGGCUUCAUUUAGUGGACUUGGCCGGCAGUGAGCGACUGAAACGGUCGAUGUCCACGGACUUUGCUUCACCGCGAGGUCCCACUCUAACACGCCGCGGAAGUGGCUCAGGGCCUCGGGCUCAGAGGUGGCGGCGACCGCAUCUAUCUUCCCUAACAUAA
Symbiodinium natans is the source of this 3747-nucleotide messenger RNA. The record is from the annotation of a GenBank genome assembly. Lineage: Eukaryota; Dinophyceae; Suessiales; Symbiodiniaceae.